Helianthus annuus (common sunflower) is the source of this 1332-nucleotide messenger RNA. RefSeq lists its product as uncharacterized. The record is from RefSeq and is a predicted model, not a curated record. The transcript is spliced from 7 exons. Bases 45 to 1127 code for a protein of 360 amino acids. NCBI's taxonomy places the organism in Eukaryota, Viridiplantae, Streptophyta, Magnoliopsida, Asterales, Asteraceae.
CAUCUUCCUUUUCAUUUCUCUCUACAACAUCUUUCUGUAGGGAAAUGGAUGUACCGGUGAUCGAUCUCACCCCAUAUGUGGAUGACGCGUCCGGCAAGUUCAGCUGCGACGAACUUCUGCAUCCUGAGCUCAAGAAAGUGUGCUCAGAGGUCAGCCGGAUCCUGCGAGAAACCGGAGCUCUGCUGGUCCGAGAUCCACGAUGCUCGACCGAAGAUAACGAUAGGUUUAUCGACAUGAUGGAGAAGUAUUUCGAGCAGCCAGAGGAAGUUAAGCGUGUCCAAGAGCGUCCGAACCAGCAUUACCAGGUGGGUUCGACACCAGGAGGAAUAGAGAUUCCACGUAGCUUGGUUGAUCUUGAAAUGCAAAAGAAGUUGAGAGCACUGCCGAAAGAUCGCCAGCCUACGAUCCCAACGGGUCCAGAUCUUAAGGCGCGGUACAUGUGGAGGGUCGGCCCUCGACCAUCUAAGACUCGGUUCCAGGAAUUGAACUCGGAGCCCGUCUUGCCUGAAGGCUUCCCGGAAUGGAAACCGAUCAUGGAUUCAUGGGGGUUUAAAAUGAUAUCGACCGUGGAGGCUGUCGCUGAAAUGGCUGCAAUUGGAUUUGACCUACCAAAGGACUCUUUCACUAAUCUAAUGAAGUUGGGCCCACAUCUUCUUGCACCAACAGGAAGUGACCUGGGACGUCACGGUCAAGAGGGAACCGUGUUUGCCGGAUAUCACUACGACAUAAACUUUUUAACUAUUCACUACAAAACUAAAUUCCCCGGUCUAUUUAUUUGGUUGAGGAACGGGGAGAGAGUCGAAGUUAACGUUCCCGACGGCUGUUUACUUAUUCAGGCAGGAAAACAGUUAGAAUGGAUGACUGCUGGUGACUGUAAGGCCGGUAUGCAUGAAGUCGUGGUAACUAAAAGCACUCUAGACGCAAUUGAAAAGGCGAAAAAGGAAAACCGAAGCCUUUGGAGGGUAUCCUCAACUCUAUUUUCCAAUGUAGCAUCCGAUGCGGUGCUGAAACCUUUGGGACAUUUUGCAAAAUCUCCACUUGCGGUCAAUUAUCCGCCCAUGCUCGCUGGAGAUUACUUUGAAAAAGAACUAUCUGUGAUUAACCUCAAAGGAAAAAAUGGGGCUUAGAUAGUCGAAAGUGGCACGUCUAUGGUUGUUUGUAAGAUAUCGUGUGAAUAAGUGAUGGAUCGAAGGUGAUUUAUGUCUGUUUGGUCCACUGUGGUGUGAUUUUGCAGCGUUGUUAUAUGUUGUGUGACGUCGUAUGCGAUUUCCGUUGUAGAUUGUGUAAAUCGUGCUUGGUAUUUAACGAAAUAAAAUCUCUUUUGUCGGUCUA